AUGGUCGUCAUUCCACCUGUUGAUGAGCCAGCCGAGUACAACUCCAACUACAUCCUGUACUGGAACCAUGCCGGACUGGAAUUCAACAGGCUCACUCACUCGGUUGGUGGCCCACAACAAGGACCGCCAAUCAGUGCCAGGGUCUUAGGCAUUCUACAUCUUGCCAUCCACGAUGCCUACUUCGGCAUCAGAACUACGGCCGGCUACGACACUUAUUUGACCACGGGCGCUACAGAGUACACCCUUCCGUUGAAGUACAGCUCGGACAAUGCAGAACAAGCAGUGGCUGGCGCAGCCAUCGCCGUCCUGCAGAAGCUAUACACUCAGCCCAGCCCGAAGGUCUCCCGUAACGCCACGUUGGAGCUCACGCAGCUGCUCGACAAGCUGAAGGCGGACUAUCCAACCUUGGAUGCACUUUCGGAGAGCUACCUCUUCGGUGUUGCUGUAGCUGAGAAGAUGGUGUGGCUUCUCAACCAUACGCCGGGCGCAGACUCGGCAAAUUAUAGCCCCCAAAGGCCUCACGUCCCGUAUCGCUUCAACGACGAACCAACGCAUCCAGUAACGCUCGUCCCGAUCGAUCCUAACGACCCCAAUGGUCCUAAGAAGCCUGAACAUGCGUACCAUGCUCCAAUAUACGGCAUUACCGCAAAGCGUCUUGCAACACAUAAUGAAUAUUACUGCGCUGACCCUCCGGGCAUGGGAGCCGCUGCAAGCAAGACCGUCGAGUACGAUGACGCUUUGAAGGAAGUUAUCCGCAUGGGCGGAGCUAUUCCACUGAAUUCAACGAAGCGGACUCCAGCUCAGACAGCGAAGGCGUUAUUCUGGGCGUACGAUGGCCCCAACCUCAUCGGGACGCCGCCUCGCCUGUACAAUCAGAUCCUGCGGAAGAUCGCCUGUAUUGAAAUGCCAAACAAGGCUGAUCUUAAGGACGAAGCAAACAACGCCGACUUUACCCGCCUCUUUGCUUUGGCAAACGUCGCCAUGGCCGACGCUGGCAUCUUCGCCUGGCGUGAGAAGUACUGCUACGAAUACUGGCGCCCGCUUUCCGGCGUCCGCGAAGACCCGCGUCCCGAACAUGCCGAUCCAUUCUGGCUCAGCCUUGGUGCGCCUGCUACCAAUACGCCUAACAUUCCGUUCAAGCCCCCAUUCCCUGCCUACCCUUCCGGUCACGCCACGUUCGGCGCUGCUGCGUUCCAGAUUGCGCGGCGACACUACGCAGAGAGGGACGCGACGCAGCCUCCUCUCUGGGGUAAACAUGAGCCCGAUAAGCUCAAGUUUAAGUUCACCUCCGAGGAGCUGAACGGCGUCAGCAGGGACUUGACUCAGCAGUAUGACCCAGCGCGUCCGAUUACGGACCAGCCUGGUAUUGUUCGCACGAAGAUUCCCCGCGAGUUUAGCUGUCUUUGGGAAGCGAUAUUUGAGAACGCGAUCAGCCGUGUCUGGCUCGGUGUUCACUGGCGCUUCGAUGCCUUUGCGGCUAAGGACGCUCUUGUAGCAACAAGCGUCCCCGAUGUGUAUGCCACCACUGGCGACAAUGUGACCAGAUAUCAAGAUCCGAAGGAGAUUAGGUACGUGACCAAGGGCCAUCGCAUGGACAGCCCAGAUCCAACAAAAGAGUAUCCCAUUGGUGGAGUUCCUCUUGGCCUGGACAUUGCAGACGACAUCUACGACAACAAGCUCAAACCAAGAGCGGGACCCCAACCCACUGGAAGGGACCGGUGCGGAGAGCGUUCCAAGUAUAACACGAUGAGGCCAGAGCUUGGUCCGCUUGCGGAGGAGGCCGCCAAAAUGGGUAUGCAAUCCGGACCCAACGAUUUCAGAGCAAUCAAUGGCGCAGCUGAGGAUAGGGCCGGUAAUAGUGCAGAUGGCGAAGAUGCCACCAGUGCGGCAAAUGAAGAUUCACAAGAGAAGGGGGAGGAGGAGGAGCAGAAGAAAGACCUCUGA
Molecule: messenger RNA, 1944 nt
Organism: Coniosporium apollinis CBS 100218
Lineage: Eukaryota; Fungi; Ascomycota; Dothideomycetes
Exons: 1
Coding region: 1-1944 (647 amino acids)
Molecular function (GO): peroxidase activity
Source: RefSeq, a predicted model, not a curated record